This is a messenger RNA of Fonsecaea multimorphosa CBS 102226, 2844 nucleotides long. RefSeq lists its product as uncharacterized. The transcript has 4 exons. Gene Ontology annotation, biological process: Ras protein signal transduction; positive regulation of GTPase activity. Gene Ontology annotation, cellular component: plasma membrane. Lineage: Eukaryota; Fungi; Ascomycota; Eurotiomycetes; Chaetothyriales; Herpotrichiellaceae. Bases 1 to 2844 code for a protein of 947 amino acids. The record is from RefSeq and is a predicted model, not a curated record. Gene Ontology annotation, molecular function: guanyl-nucleotide exchange factor activity; GTP binding; GTPase activity.
AUGGAUUCCCGUUCCACGAGGUAUCGAUCACUCGACGCAAAGGCUGCUGAGCCACCUAGAGUCAGGGAACGGCACAACUCGGCCCCCACUGUUGAUCGACGUAAAGACCAGCACCAGAGGCGUCCAUCCGCUGUUAUCAAACCCUCAGAUGCCAGCCACCGAAGCUCCAAACCCCAUGCUCGGGUUGACUCUUUGACUUCUCCGGACCGUGGCACAACCAACCGACGCUCAGAUCGCCAACAACUGUCUGGCUAUUCCCUCGAGGCGAAGCUACCGAACAAGGCCAGUGACUUGGAGUCGACCUCGUCCAUUAACUUGUUGGUGCUGGGCUCUCGCAACUCAGGCAAAACCACCUUUAUUCGAAACGCCAUUGGAAACGACCGGUCUCGUACCUUGACUGAAGUUCGCGUCAGAGAUAGGUGCUAUCAAAUCCAAUUCUUCGAGCUGGUCUUCGACGAUGUCGAUUUCAGUAGCGAGCGAAGAAUUGAAUGGCCCCCAUACAUAAAUGGGGCUCCUUUGCCCGAAGUCGACGGUGUAUUUUGUCUAUACGACGUCUCUGACAAAGAAAGCGUCGCCGACGUUCCGGCUGCAUUGACCUCCAUGACCAACACUGGUGUACCUUGUAUGCUUGUUGCCGCCAAAUGCGACGUCAAGGACGAAUCUCGUCAAAUCAGUCCACGCUUCCAUGAGACUGUCCGUCACAAUCUUGCCAAGGUUGCCAUUGCCGAAACUUCGAUUAAAUCUCCCGAGAACACCAAGCAGUGUUUUCUGGCAAUGAUUCAUCGAGUCAUUGCCUCUCCGCGAACAUCUAUCCGAGCAAGCAAAUCAUCGUACACUUCCACCGAGUCUGCAGGCAGCCAGCGUGUUGUCUCAAGGGAUCCGUCACCCAAGACGGCACGAAGCAGAAGCCGCUCUAAUAGUCGAUUGCAAAUAUCCAAGUCCAAGGAGCUGCUGCUGAACCUGUCAGUUCGACAAGCACUGGUCGAGUCUGAGAACGAAUACAGUCAAUCUUCGGAAACGGAGGAUGUAGCUCCAGCCAGUCGCAAGGCCAAACUCAGAUUGGAUACAACAGCUGUUUCUCAAUCCCAGCGCCGUCCAGCCGGCCCUCACACACCAAUAUCUUCUGGUGAUUUUACAGGUAAAUUGGCGUCUUCUCUCGAGACCUCGACGACGGCAGUCCCCGAGACGCCCGAUUCCUAUUAUGUAAAAUCAAUGCUUCGGCCUGAUUCGACAUCCACCCUUGACAGCCGGGCGUAUCAGACCUUCCUAAAUAUGGACGAAGACUCGCAUGACCUCUCACCGCGGACAGAAGUGGAAGCAUUGGGCUCGAAUUUGGGCAGUCUAAAAGUUGAUGAAGGUGCAAACACUGAGCGUGGAGUCCCGUUCCAGGAACUGGUCGACAAGCUCCUCUUGUUACCGACGAACAAGACAGACUCGAAAUUUGUCCCGUCUUUUUUGUGUCUGUACCGUGCCUUCGCAACUCCACAAAAGUUGCUCACCGCCAUUAUUGACCAGUUCAUGAAGGUGGAACAAAGCAAGAUGGUUCACUUCACCAAAGUUGCAGAGAUGCUUCGCUACCUGCAAGUUUUGGCUCAAUGGACCGCCACCUACCCUGGGGAUUUCUCUCCUGGCCCUGCUCGUGAUAUCGCCAUCCCUUUUGUGCAGACCAUUGAAAAGAGCAAGGUGUUUGCCCCGGCUGCCAGAGAGAUUAGCAACAACCUGGACACUGUCAUUCCCGACGAGGACUUGGACUGGGCCUUUGAUGAUUCAUCCUCUCCGUCAAGCAAUAAGAGUGGCGCAAGCAUUCACCACAAAGCAAGCAUAGUGUCAUCGUCGUCAACUCUGGUCCCAUCACCCAGCACCGAGAAUAUGACGAGAUUAAGUCGCAAGGGACGACGAGAAGAAGAUGACAGUGAGGACGAUCUUGACGGGACAAAUUCAUCUGCACGCGGAUCCAACGUGCCUUCAAUGGCUUCCAGUAUGAUCCGAUCAAGCAAUCCCUCCAGUCAAUCAUACGCAAACUUUGUACAGUUGGAAACGGCAAAACUGGAAGCGGAAAGGUUCAGGCCAGUGCCCCGUUUUCGUCUCAGCAAGUUUCAAUGGCAUCUAUUCAUGGAAAGCACCCUCGAUGACCUUGCUAGGGAAAUUACGCGGAUCGACUGGACAGUGUACUCGGCAAUCAGACCCCGGGAUUUCGUUCGACACGUGUCCAUAUCCACCUCCCAGAAAAGAAAAUCCAGCUCAUCCGACAACAUUGGCGCCAUGGUAAAGAAUUUCAACCAUCUGGCAUUAUUUGUUUCCGGCAUGAUCCUCCUCCGAGACAAGCCAAAGCAUCGAGCAAGAGCCUUGGAAAAAUUCAUGGCACUCGCAUGGAAAGUGAGGCAACUGAAUAAUUACAACUCCCUUGGAGCUAUUGUGGCGGGCAUCACCGGGCAUGAGAUUGCUCGUUUGGGUGCAACCCGAGAUCUAAUUCCGCAAGAGGUUCAGAAGCAAUUUCUGAGACUGACCAUUCUUAUGGGGAUAUCAAGAUCUCACGCCGCAUAUCGCAUGGCCUGGGACAAUUCUCCGGGGGAACGAAUUCCGUUUCUCCCCCUUGUACGACAAGAUCUCACCAUGGCUGCUUCAGCAAACCAGACAUUUAUCGGCACGAACGUCAAUUGGAAGAAAUUUGAGAUCAUGGGAGAUGUCAUUGUUGGCAUCCAACGCAGUCUCGAAAAUCCCUACAACUUCCCACCAAGAUCCGUUCGCACUGAUGAGAUCACCAAGCUGAUCUUGGAAACGAGGAUCCUUGAGGAGUCAGAGGUGAGAUGUCUUGCUCGUUCAAUGCCCUGCGCCCCAUUCUAA